AUAUCACCUGCCAAUACUGUCAGUAUCUGAUUGCUUUCCGAGGUGGUAGGGUAAAGAAAAUGAAGCUCUUUCUACUUGUUUUGUCAGUGGUAGCUGCUGUUGCUAGCGAAGAUGCAUCCAGCCGUCUUACUGGAGGAACCGUCACCCUUCCGGGACAAUUUCCCGCUGCGGUCAGUAUUGAUUCUCCGUACAACCUGCACUGUGGAGGAACGAUCCUGAAUCGGCAACAUGUGCUGACUGCCGCGUGGUGCGUUAUGCAUCCAACGACCUUCUCCCUCAUCAACCCAUUCUGGCUUCGGGUCAUCGCAGGUGACGUCAAUCUGGUACCGACCUCAGUCCGUCGCGAAAUUCGCAAUGUAACGCACCUUUUCGUCCAUCCGAACUACAAUCGGCUGAGCAGCAAUAACGACUUGGCGGUGAUUCGUGUCAACACCAUGUUCCCAGAGUUCCAUAAUACGAUCGAGCCAGCCGUGAUGAACACUCGGUUCCUAGCCGACAACACUCAGUGUCAAUUCGCUGGCUGGGGAGCAGCUACCAAUGCUAUUAAUGCUCCACUGAACCCCGCUCAACGAGUGAUCACCACUCCAAUCAUUCCCACGGCACAGUGCAAUGCAGCUAACGUUCAUGCAAACCGUGUUUUGUCGACGAUGAUAUGCGCCGGAUCAAUCCCCGCUACUGCCAACACGGUUUGCCAGGGUAACACUGGAGGUGGUCUCUACUGCAAUGGUCAACUUACCGGCGUGCUUUCAUUCGGAUUUGCCUGCGGAGCCGCCAAUAACCCUGGAGUCUACAUUGACGUCAGACAGUAUCGCGUAUGGAUCGACAGCCAGUUCACUCGCACUGACAACCCUGCCCCAGGAUGGAUCCCCAAUCCCUUGUAAAG
Messenger RNA from Ochlerotatus camptorhynchus, 883 nucleotides. RefSeq names its product trypsin alpha-3-like. Gene Ontology annotation, molecular function: serine-type endopeptidase activity. Gene Ontology annotation, biological process: proteolysis. Lineage: Eukaryota; Metazoa; Arthropoda; Insecta; Diptera; Culicidae. The transcript is spliced from 2 exons. The coding region runs from base 60 to 881 and encodes 273 amino acids. The record is from RefSeq and is a predicted model, not a curated record.